Molecule: messenger RNA, 462 nt
Organism: Closterium sp. Yama58-4
Lineage: Eukaryota; Viridiplantae; Streptophyta; Zygnematophyceae; Desmidiales; Closteriaceae
Source: the annotation of a GenBank genome assembly
AUGGCGCAAGCAUUGUCACUGGCGUCGGGGUUGUCGCCUGUCGCAACUCAGGCUACCCUCCAGAGCUCCGUUGCUUUGCGAUCGGGCUGUUCCGUUAGUGUGCCUUCCGUAACCGCCACCCGUCUCCACAGCAAUGCUAAGCGGCGCGCAGUGACGUGUCAAGCCGUGGUCGCGGCCGCCGCUGACGGCGCACCUGCUCCGCCUGCGUUUGGCAAGGGCAACAUUGUGCGUGUCGACAAGGAGAAGUACCUCAACAGCGUAGAGUUCAAGGCAGUGGACCAUCCGCCCUUCUUCACGGGGCUGGACUACAUCUACCAGGCCAGAGGCGAGAUUUUGGACCUCAAAGAAUUCGGUGGCAACCAGUAUGCACUGCUUUCUUGGGCAGGAGUGCCCACGCCCCCUGCUUGGCUUCCCACCAGCAUGCUCAUCAAGGCUCCCAAGCUCGAAUACGUGAGGACAUAA